AUGGCCCAGGCCUGUCAGAGAUUUGAGAAAUCCACCAGGCUGAGGGAAGAGCUGAGCUGCAUGCUGGUCGGUGAUGGAGCCGUGGGGAAGACCAGCAUGGUUAUCAGCUACAUCUUCAACGGAUACAACAGCGAGUACAGACAAACAGCUUUUGAUGUGUUCACUGGUGUGGUUCAUGUGAAUGGGGUUCCAACUCGUAUCAAGCUGAUAGAUACUGCAGGACAGGAGGAGUUUGGUCAUCUUCGCUCUCUGUGCUAUGCCCACGUGGACGUCUUCAUCCUCUGCUUCAGCCUGGUCAACCCUGUCUCCUUUGACAACAUCACCUCCAAAUGGAUCCCACAGAUCCGCGCCGGCAACCCAACCUCUCCCAUCAUCCUGGUUGGGACCCAGUCGGACCUUCGCCACAGUGUGGACGUCCUCAUUCGCCUGGACCAGCGGCACACCAAACCAGUGCACUUCAGCCGGGCCAGAAGGCUGGCACACAGGAUCAGGGCUCAUGACUAUUUGGAGUGUUCAGCUCUGACGCAGCACAACCUCAAAGAUGUGUUUGACUCUGCUGUAUUUGCUGCCAUCAAGAACAAGCACAUGAGCCUAAAACACUCCAAAAGACUCAGCCUGCUUAAACGUUUGAAGGCUUUUUGUGAUUGCGGAUGGAGGAAAAUCUCCAGGUUCAUCUGA
Molecule: messenger RNA, 678 nt
Organism: Chelmon rostratus (copperband butterflyfish)
Lineage: Eukaryota; Metazoa; Chordata; Actinopteri; Chaetodontiformes; Chaetodontidae
Product: rho-related GTP-binding protein RhoV-like
Exons: 3
Coding region: 1-678 (225 amino acids)
Biological process (GO): small GTPase-mediated signal transduction
Molecular function (GO): GTPase activity; GTP binding
Source: RefSeq, a predicted model, not a curated record